Messenger RNA from Hyaloscypha bicolor E, 543 nucleotides. RefSeq lists its product as uncharacterized. Bases 1 to 543 code for a protein of 180 amino acids. The transcript has 2 exons. The record is from RefSeq and is a predicted model, not a curated record. Lineage: Eukaryota; Fungi; Ascomycota; Leotiomycetes; Helotiales; Hyaloscyphaceae.
AUGGUCUCCGCCUGCGGCGCAUCAGUCGCUGCUCUCGUCACUGCAGACAACACCAGUCACGUCGAAGGAAUGCCAGAAGCUGCGCUCAAGGAGAAGACCUUCAGCGCAAGUAGGUGUAAUGUGUUUCUGUGCAAGGGGCUUCAAUUUGAAGACAAUAUAGCCAAUGUGCAGACAUUGCAGCCCGGACAGGUUGUCAAUAUGCGCGCGAGUAUCCCAAUUGCACAUGAAGGGCCUAUGAACGUUAGCGUCGUUAAUACGAAGAUGAAUAUGGUGAUGGGUGGUCCGUUGAUUAGCUUUGUGAGCUAUGCGGAUGAAUCUCUUCCACAACUUCCGGCGAAUAACACCAACUUCAAUGUCACAAUACCGACGAGGUUGGGGAAUACUUGCUCAGUUCCGGGCACAUGUGUGUUACAGUGGUUUUGGUUUGGCACUAAAGCAGACCAAACUUACGAAUCGUGUGUGGAUAUUGUUGUUCCCGGCGGCCCGAAUGGUACUGGCUUCUUGUCUGCGUAUAACUGGGUAGAUAUACUCUCAAAAUGUUAG